UCAUCUCCCCGCGCCUCUUCUUCAGCGGUACAGGAUUCGGGCUGAUUCAUUGCGUUAGCCUUUUACAUCUCACUGGAUUCAUCCCAAAUUAAAACUAUUCAUAUCACCCUCUCCGAACAUCCACAGAUCCGACAUGGACCGGCUGCUGAGGCUCGGAGGAGGGAUGCCAGGGCUAGGACAGGGUCCCCCAACAGACGCUCCGGCGGUCGACACGGCAGAACAGGUUUACAUCUCCUCGUUGGCACUGCUCAAGAUGCUGAAACACGGUCGUGCCGGUGUUCCCAUGGAGGUCAUGGGUCUGAUGCUGGGGGAGUUUGUGGAUGACUACACAGUACGAGUGAUUGACGUGUUCGCCAUGCCCCAGUCAGGGACGGGUGUGAGUGUUGAGGCCGUGGACCCCGUCUUCCAGGCCAAGAUGUUGGAUAUGCUGAAGCAGACCGGCAGGCCUGAGAUGGUGGUCGGCUGGUACCACAGUCACCCCGGGUUCGGCUGCUGGCUGUCUGGCGUGGACAUCAACACCCAGCAGAGCUUCGAGGCGCUGUCGGAGCGGGCCGUUGCUGUGGUGGUCGACCCGAUCCAGAGCGUCAAGGGAAAGGUGGUGAUUGACGCCUUCAGGUUGAUCAACGCCAACAUGAUGGUUCUGGGUCAUGAACCGCGACAGACCACAUCCAACCUGGGUCACCUCAACAAACCCUCCAUCCAGGCUCUUAUCCACGGACUGAACAGACAUUACUACUCCAUCACCAUCAACUACAGGAAGAACGAGCUGGAGCAGAAGAUGCUGUUGAACCUGCACAAGAAGAGCUGGAUGGAGGGUCUGACCCUGACGGACUACAGUGAGCACUGCAAGCUCAACGAGAACAUUGUCAAGGAGAUGCUGGAGCUGGCAAAGAACUACAACAAGGCUGUGGAGGAGGAGGACAAGAUGACCCCGGAACAGCUGGCCAUCAAGAACGUUGGCAAACAGGACCCCAAGAGACAUCUGGAGGAGCAUGUGGAUGUACUGAUGACCUCCAACAUCGUCCAGUGCCUGGCGGCCAUGUUGGACACCGUGGUGUUCCAGUGACCGCCCUGCCUUUUCUCAACUGUUAAUAUCGCUAUGCUCUGCUUUUCUUUUAUAUAGAAUAAAUGUGUGUAUGGGA
This is a messenger RNA of Gadus morhua (Atlantic cod), 1142 nucleotides long. RefSeq names its product proteasome 26S subunit, non-ATPase 14 (gene psmd14). Gene Ontology annotation, molecular function: protein binding; metallopeptidase activity. The transcript is spliced from 11 exons. NCBI's taxonomy places the organism in Eukaryota, Metazoa, Chordata, Actinopteri, Gadiformes, Gadidae. The coding region runs from base 134 to 1066 and encodes 310 amino acids. The record is from RefSeq and is a predicted model, not a curated record.